Molecule: messenger RNA, 1590 nt
Organism: Penicillium samsonianum
Lineage: Eukaryota; Fungi; Ascomycota; Eurotiomycetes; Eurotiales; Aspergillaceae
Exons: 3
Coding region: 1-1590 (529 amino acids)
Source: RefSeq, a predicted model, not a curated record
AUGAACUCCCAUCGAGAACCGGUGACUGGUCGCUUACCAGAGCCUGGAACAUCAGUCCAAAGACAGAAACAAAGCCAGCUUGCAUCUUCUGAAGGCCCCGCCUCAGAAAGCAAGCUUAUCAAGAAAGCCAAGUGCAUGUUCACAGACUCAACGUGGCUCGGAGUGCCUUGCGAUCUCAGCGACAACUAUAUGACAAGCAUUGAGAAGCAUCGUCAAAAGCCGGAACUUCACUUACUCGCAGGGGACGGAGAAAAGCCCUGUCUUCGCUCCCUCCCACGUGUGACCUUGAUCAGUGUUGUGUGGGGUACCAAGUCUGACAUCAACGGGCAGCAUCCUCCACCACAGACUGACAACUUCCUAAAUUACAUCACUUCUUGUCCCAACCUGAAGUCUUGUUCUUGGGCGGCGAGACACCCGAAUGAAACACUAAUUGGUCGAACGCCCGACGACUUCGAGGGAUCCGGCAUUCACAAACCUUUUCCUUUUCUCGAGCAUUUGGCCCUUUAUCAAUACUAUAUUGGUAGCCAGAUGUGGCAUGGUUGGCAAGAUCGUUUCAAUUGGUCAAAUCUUUCGUCUCUCGAGAUCGGCCAGGGGCUGUUUGCGCCUGAGAAUCUUGAGGUCAUGACAGACCGUCUAAAUAAUUUAAAGUGCUUCAGAAUCACAGGGAGUGCCGUUCAAAAUGAAGAGCUGUGCCGAAGCCUCGAAAGUUUCUUGGUUGCUUUUGACACACUGGUGGAUCUGGAAAUAUUGAACUGCUUCGUUCCACUUCACGCCAUUGCUCGGCAUACCCGUUUGGUCAACCUCUGUGUUCAUAUUGGCGACACUUGGAAUUGUCUAGACUCUCGCGCUGUAUUUGGAAACGCGGACUUGAUUUCUUUGGACACACUAUGUCCCGAACUCGAAAAUCUGGAACUGGAUAUUGAGCGCGAGACUGAGGCAGAGGAUUGGCCUCAAGAUGUUCUAGACACUUUGGCCCGUGGCUUUUCACGGCUCAAAACAAUAGCGCUCCAUUCACGAGUUGGCAAUUUGGUGCAUGAUCCUCUCCCCACCAUGUGGGAUGAGAGUUGUCAUUCCUUUAAGCCCGAAUUAACUUACAAGGCGGCAACAGAGAUCGGUUCCAAUUUCUUUGCCACCCGAUAUCGAGAAUAUAACGCAAGCUCCGUGUCCGCGGACAUGUCAGAAGGAUCUGGAAGACUCCAAAAAUUGACAUUGAAAUCCGGACUAAGCAAACGAAUGCCCUUUCAGCUUCCCGAGGGAAUGUUACAAAGAGACGCCAAGUUCAAUACCUUGACUUUUGACAUGUCACCACCCAAGAUUAUAGGCGAAGAGCCUGAGCUGGUGCAUUUGGAAAGGGAGCGCCAGGAGAAAGUGUGCUAUAAUUGCUUACAUUCAACACCGCACCGCGCCUUAGAGCAGAUUAUAUCGAUUGCCGAGGAUGGUCCACGCUUUGCUUUCAGACGUCGUACUGGCGGAAAGUCAAAUUGCAGGGGCCUGUCCGAGCGUGGAGUCGAGCGUCGAGUACCAAGAGUUGGUACUCGUAAGUCAGAGAGGCUUGCACAAAGGCGGGAGAUGGAGUCAACAGUGGAUUGA